CUUGUUCCAUCCACAAUGCGACCUCGACAAUCGCGUCGCAUACCAUGAAUUGCAUCCGAUGCUGAAGGCCAUGCCGGGAUAUACGGUUACGCCUGGAAGCAAGCUUAUCUAUCUGAUUGCGCCUACCCGUGUAGCUGUGUCAGGUUGAGACGACCUCCUGAAAGCAUGAGCUCCCUCUCUCACAUAUUGGCCUCUGAGCCAUCACCGCCCACCCCGCCCGCGCAACCACAACCACCUCCGCCCGCCGACGACGCUGGCCACAGUCCAAUGCCUCCAAAGCGGAAAGCCGACGUGCUUGACGACGAGUCUGUCGCAACGCCCAAGCCAGACCACGGCGAAAAAAACGAUGCCGACGAACUCUUGUACACAGCGACAACCACCUCGACCAGGACGAACAAGAACGGCGCAACGUCUUCCGUCUACUCGGGCAAUAAGAUCAAACACUUGAAGAAGGAAGAUGGCAUCCCGUUGUGGCGCAAGGAUAUCCAGUAUGAUUUUCUCAAGCUGGUGUUCUACGACCAGACGAAAUGCUUCACCAAGUACAGCGACAAGACCAAGGGCCAUACAUUUGCCGACGUGUACAUCGACGCCAUGGCCAAGAGCAGCAAGUGUAGCAAGAUUCUGAAGGAGAAGCUGCUGCAAGACCAGGAAGGCGCCAUCACCAUGGCCAUGGUGUGCCUCCUGGUCAAUGUUGGUAGAAUGAACACGACACUGAAUUUCUUUCCAGAAAUGCGCGCACAGCUUCGAACAUACCAUUCCAUACCUGCGCUCCAAGCCCACCAAGACCCAAACGCAUACAAGCAGCUUCAAGAUGCUCCCCGCCUCAAGUCAAUCCUCAAAGGCGCGACCGAAGAUGAACCACAGCCAAGCACCAUGGAAGACAUCAAAGCAGCUUCGAUCCCGCGCACGAAUCCCGUCAACCUCAUUUUCGUCAUGAGCCAAUAUGCACCCAAGAUCAGCGAAGUGCACUUUCCUCCGCCACGAGAUUUCUUCGACCUCGUCAUGAGAUCGAGCUUGAGCAGUGAGAGCAGAGCCAGGGCAUUCUUGUGGCUGAUUUGGUGGUAUCUGGAGAGCGACUUCAGCGUUGAAGAUGCCAAGCGAAAUCCGUUCGGUGCAGGACAAUAUGGCGAGGGCGAGGGCGAGGGCGAGGCAGGCACCGAUGCCGUGCCGAUGCAGGUGCCCACAUUGGAGAGCUUGACGGACGACCAGGCUGCGGAAGAGAAUGUGGACACAGAGGCAGAACAGCUCUUUGGCGAGCAGAAGAGGAAGGAGCGAAUUGCGAUCUUGGCAAGCGAACCGAGUCCCGCGAUGACGGCACUCAAGCGCGCACGGAAGGAGAAGGGCUUGACGACAGGACACAAUCCCGUGCCCAGCGACGAUGAAGGCAGUGAGGCCGGCCACUACAGGUCCCUCCCAACAUCCGUCGGGAAGUCCGCUCUGCAUCACGAGACCGGCAGCGAGUACACGCGCUCGCCCUCUCCUGCUGCUUCCCGUGGCUUCCAAGCCAAGCGCCAUCGCGGUGUCACUCAGCAUCAAUCGGCUGUUAUCAACCACCGUAAGAUGCAGAUUGACUACAAUCUGGAUCGCCGGCUUCGCCACGCACACAACCAAGCACGCGACUUCCGAGAAUCACAAAGCACCCUUCUCCGCUCCUGGAAGAGGAUCCGAGAACUGCCAUCAGGGUAUGAUUCCGAAGAGGAAUCGAUUCGAAUCAAGAAAGCAAAGGACAGGGCGGAGAAGAAUGAUGAUGAUUGGCGAAGCAUACAUCUGCUGUAUGCGGGUUUUGCCAGGAGACCGAACGAGCCUAGUGAUGUUGGAGAAGAAGCGAAGUCGCUCGCUCAGUCGUUCAGGCGGGCCAGCAGGCGCUUGGAAAGAUGGCAAGAAGUGGCUCUGCCAGGACAAGCCAUCAUCAAUCGGAGGCGGAUGGAAGAACGAGGCAUGCUUCGCCGCCCUGGUCGGGAGAGCCGCAAGCAUAGCCUGGCCCACGAUGGGGUAGAGAUUUUGGAUGACGGGCCUUCCGCACUGGCUGCUGUACAGAAGAAACGUGGCAGCGCUGGCAGACCAAGUGCGCGUAGGGAGCAGACAGAGCCUGAGGAUAGCAAGAUGGAUGUCGAUCCAGAGCCUGAUGAUGACGACGGCGGCGCGGAACUCGAUGAGGAGGAUAGAGAGCUGCUCGGUGAAGUUGAUGCAGAUGAGGAUGAAGAUGAGGAUGAGGACGAGGAGAUGGAGGACUGAGCUCCGACGAUGGCGUAAUGCCGCACUCGAGCCCGAACGAAGUCUCCGACACGACGCUGCCAACACAGAAGCGCCACUUGCUGCAAUGUGGGCCGUCGAUGCUGCUGCCAUCCGCGAGAAUGCUCUCACGCCAGAUGCUUUCGCUGGACCGGGUCGCCCAGACUGCGUUCCGGCAUGAUCUCGACCAGUACAUUAUUUGGAGGAUUGAGCUUCGACAGCGACGCUACCGACACAGAAGCUCCACUUGCUGCUGUAUAGGCCGUCGAUGCUACCACCAUCCGCGAGAGUGCUCUCACGCCGGGUGCUUUCGCUGAGCAGGUCAAUUAGAUGCGUUUCGGCAUGAUGUUGCUGAGCAGUUGUAAAUUAUCACUUCAUUGACAUGAAUAGAACGCGACUUCCACUUCC
Messenger RNA from Pseudocercospora fijiensis CIRAD86, 2640 nucleotides. RefSeq lists its product as uncharacterized. The coding region runs from base 166 to 2235 and encodes 689 amino acids. Gene Ontology annotation, cellular component: Ino80 complex. The transcript has 4 exons. The record is from RefSeq and is a predicted model, not a curated record. Lineage: Eukaryota; Fungi; Ascomycota; Dothideomycetes; Mycosphaerellales; Mycosphaerellaceae.